Molecule: messenger RNA, 7316 nt
Organism: Epinephelus lanceolatus (giant grouper)
Lineage: Eukaryota; Metazoa; Chordata; Actinopteri; Perciformes; Serranidae
Source: RefSeq, a predicted model, not a curated record
GCCAGUGUUAAGCUCUUGCUUAUUAACAACUACUCUCCGUCGUCGGUCCAACGAGCGUGUGAGAAAUCGGCUUAUCGUUCUGCCUCUGUGUUGCGCCUGUUGAGAGGAGAGGAUGUGCGCGCAGCAGCAGCGGCUGUGGAUGUGAGAGCUUUGAUGGGUUUGUGAAGCCACUCCGCAGACCGUGCCGGGAGAGGCAGAUACUGAGGUGCAGUUUGAUCGGGGUUUUUUUUUUUUUUUUGGACACAAAAGUGACACUUCAUCAUCAUGGCGCGUUCCGUGUGAACGUCCAAUCAUCAUGGAGAAAUGGACUAGUCAGACAUGUUUUGAUGGUUUUUCGAACCGCCACAAUUAGGAGAUAAAAACAUGAUGUCCAAAACGCAUGGAGGGACCUUGUGAGAACUCCAGUCCUAAAUGGCAGAACUUGAAGUUUGCAGAAAUCUCAGUCUGGAGAAGGUGGAGCGAUGCAUGAGUGUGAUGCAGUCCGGGACACAGAUGGUGAAGCUGAAGGCGGGAUCCAAAGGACUGGUGAGACUUUUCUUCCUGGAUGAUCAUCGCUCCUGCAUUCGCUGGAAGCCCUCACGCAAAAGUGAAAAGGCAAAGAUCACCAUUGAUUCGCUGUACAAAGUGACAGAGGGCAUUCAAUCGGACAUCUUCCAUCGGCAUGCAGACGGCACCUUCGACCCAGCCUGCUGUUUCACAGUGUACCAUGGAAACCACAUGGAGUCCCUCGACUUGGUGACAUCAAAUGCGGAAGAAGCCAGAACCUGGAUAACUGGCCUCCGCUAUCUCAUGGCUGGGAUCAGUGACGAGGACUCGCUGGCCAAACGGCAGCGUACACAUGACCAGUGGCUGAAACAGACAUUCGAGGAGGCCGAUAAGAAUGGAGACGGUCUCCUGAACAUCGAAGAGAUCUACCAGCUUCUCCACAAGCUGAAUGUCAAUCUGCCGCGCAGGAAGGUCAAACAAAUGUUUCAGGAAGCAGACACGGACGAUCAGCAGGGAACGCUGACAUACGAAGAGUUCUCUGUCUUCUACAAGAUGAUGUCUCUGCGACGGGACCUGUUCCUGCUGAUGAUGGCGUACAGUGACAGAAAGGAUCACUUGACAGCGGAGGAGCUGGCCAACUUCCUGCGCAAUGAGCAGAAGAUGGCCAAUGUGACUCCAGAGUAUGUGGCAGAAAUCAUUGACAAGUUUGAGGUGUCAGAUGAGAAUAAACAAAGAGGAGUCUUAGGGAUUGAAGGUUUUACAAGUUUCAUGCGCAGUCCAACGUGUGACAUUUUCAACCCUUUGCACCACGAGGUGAAUCAAGACAUGGAUCAGCCUCUGUGUAACUACUUCAUCGCCUCCUCUCAUAAUACAUACUUGACUGGGGACCAGCUCCUCUCCCACUCCAAGACCGACAUGUAUGCCUGGGUGCUGCAGUCUGGCUGCCGCUGUGUAGAAGUGGACUGUUGGGACGGUCCUGAUGGAGAGCCGAUGGUCCAACAUGGCUACACACUGACCUCCAAGAUUCCGUUCAAAUCUGUCAUAGAGACCAUCAAUAAAUAUGCCUUCAUAAAUAACCAGUACCCAGUAAUUCUGUCCAUAGAGAACCACUGUAGCAUCCAGCAGCAGAAGAAGAUUGCUCAGUACCUGCGAGAAAUCUUUGGAGAAAAACUGGACGUCAGAGACGCACUGAGCAGAGACUCCAAAACGUUACCCAGUCCUCAGAAUCUGCUGGGCAAGAUACUCAUCAAAGGGAAGAGCCUUCCUGCCUAUCUGUCUGCAGACGCAGAGGAAGGAGAGGUGUCCGAUGAUGACAGCGCUGAUGAAAUUGAGGACGACUUCAAGCUGAAGAGCAGUAAUGGCAACGGUCAUCACCAGGUGGAGUCUCACAUCAGAAAGAAACUGGACUCUCUGCUGAAGGAGUCUCGUAUCGGAGACAAGGAAGAUUCCGACAGUUUCAGCAUCAGAGCUCUGCUCCGGGCUACAAGCCAGGGCCUUCAGAAGAACCUGCGGCAGAGCUCCAAGGGGGUUCUGAAGAAAUCCCAGAGCCGAUCCUUCAUCACAACGCUCAAACAGAAGAGGCACUCCAAAUCCAGGCUGUCAUGCCAAAGCGUGGAUAAGGAGGACGACGAUCAGGAGGGGUCUGGGAGGGAGGCCGGAGGGCAGUUCAACAGGGGUGGAAGGAAGAGGAAGACGAUGAAACUGAGUCGAGAUCUGUCAAACCUGGUUGUGUUCACCAACUCUGUUGCCUCACAGGAGUGUCUGAAUGAAGGUACUCCAGGUGACGUUCUGUCAUUCAGCGAGACCAGAGCCCAGUCUCUGGUAAAUCACAAAGCCGAACAAUUCCUGGCUUUUAACCAGAGGCAGCUGUCACGGAUUUAUCCCUCAGCCUAUCGUAUCGACUCGUCCAAUUUUAACCCCCAGUUCUACUGGAACGUGGGCUGUCAGUUGGUCGCUCUGAACUACCAGACCGAGGGCAGGAUGAUGCAGCUCAACAGAGCCAAGUUCAUGGUGAAUGGAGGUAUUGGCUACGUCCUCAAGCCCCCUCCCAUGUGUAAAGGCUCCUUCAACCCAUUCAGUGAUGACCCGCUUCCAGCUUACCCCAAGAAGCAACUCAUUCUUAAGAUCAUUAGCGGACAGCAGUUGCCCAAACCACCAGACUCCAUGCUGGGGGACCGUGGAGAGAUUAUUGAUCCAUUUGUGGAAGUGGAGAUCAUCGGUCUACCAGUUGACUGCUGCAAGGAACAGACACGAGUUGUUGAUGACAACGGUUUUAAUCCAGUAUGGGAGGAGACUCUGUCUUUUACACUUCACAUGGCAGAGAUUGUCUUGGUGCGUUUCCUUGUCUGGGACCAUGACCCAAUUGGACGGGACUUUAUUGGUCAACGGACCGUUGCCUUCAGCAGCCUGAUGCCUGGUUACAGACAUGUUUACUUGGAGGGGCUGACUGAGGCUUCCAUCUUUGUGCAUGUGUCAGUGCAUGAUGUCUAUGGAAAGUGGAGCCCUCUAGUCCUGAACCCCAGCUUUACCAUAAUGCACUUUCUAGGAUCUAACAAGGGUCAUCAGCUGCGAGGUAUCCGUGGUUUGUUUAACCGUUCUUCCAAGUCCUCUGUGGAUACAAACUCCGGUGGCCUUCGGAAACGUUCCAUCAGUGACCACCUCCUGCGACGCACAGCCAGUGCCCCAGCAAAGGGACGAAAAAAGACAAAGAUGGCACUAUCAGAGUCAGUGGCUUCGAUAUCAGACCAAAAGAACAGCACAGGUGCAGGAGCAGGAGAAGAGGGCAUGUCAGGGAAGGAAGGAGGUGUGGGGAAGCGUUACCAGCCACGAGGCCCCCUCACCCAUAGACCUAUCUCCAUGCCCUUAGACAGGCUUCUGCAAGGGCAGCUAUCCCUCUGCUCCCCAGACAAGGAACAGAAUGAUUUGGGCUCAGACACUGUUAUUGGAGCUUGCCCCUUCAACAGGCCCAGGUCUUCCUCUUUGGAUCCUUUCAUCGAAUCUUCAUUUUCAGUUGAACCUAAUAUCUCCUCCCCUUCCAAGACGUAUAUCAACAGAAAUAAAGAAACUGACCAAUCAGAUGAGGCUUCUUAUCUGGUCAUUGGCGGAGGACAAGCAAGAAAGGAAGAGGAGUAUGCCAAUUAUCAACCAGAAGACAAUGAAGUCAACAAAUCAAACAUGCUCCCAACAGAAACAGAGAAAAAGUAUUUCGUCUCACCUUCUAAGAACAGCCAGAUGAAAUUAGAUAAACCAGAAACAUCAUCAAUCAGCACAACAUUCACAGUUGCACCUUCAGUCUCCUCAUCCUCCUCCUCUUCUGCCCCCUCCUCUUUGCCCCCUCUCUCCCCUGUCAGUAUGGACUGCGAUCUAAAGAGUCCCAGCUCUUUGCAUGACAGCACCAUCUCCAGACUCAUUGAUGCUGUGUCUUUAGGCAAUGAGCAAGACACAUGUGGCUCUAUUUCUGCUCUGAUUGGUCAGUUUGAAAACACUGUUGAACAAAAUGAUUCACACACAUCUCCUCAUCAUACCCCUUUCUGUCACUCAAACUUCAGACCUACCACCCCUAAAGUGCUGCAGGAUUCAAGGGCUUCUCUUAAGAGUAACACUGCAUCAGCUAACAAGAAACACCUAUUAAGUCCCCAAAAAGUGGCCCAAAAAACAAAUCAAGAAAACAAGUCAGUGCACCAGAUUUCCCACGCAGAUUUGCCCGCUCCAGCUCUCCUCUCGAGCCCAGAAACGGCUGAGCUUGAGGAGGUCUACACAAUUCUGGAUGAGGAAGUGCUGUUGCCUGUAUCAGUGUACAACCUGAGGAAACAGACAGUCCAUGUUCAGGCAGACACUAGGGAAAGCACACCCUCAAACAGCUUGGGGUCCUCUCCAGCAAAGGUGGCACAGGGUUUUGGGAAAGGGAACAAUGCAAGCUGGGAUGAUAUGAACAGAAAGAGAGGUGGGAGUGAAAAAGUUGAGGAGGCAGAGGAGAGUGUAUAUGAAGAAGUGUAUGAUCCACCAGCACUAGUACCAGGAGCAGAGCAGGUGACUAAAAGCUACAUGGGCUCCUCUGUAAACAACGAACGUUUCCAGUUUCUCCAUGACUCAGCUGGAAAUGCCUUUGCAGAAGUGGAGAUAAAUGUCGACGAGGAUCCAUUGGAAAUUAUGAUGACCUCACCGAGACAUGGCAGCCAAUGGGAGGGACUUACAAGUCCAACCAAACGGCAUGCUAUUUAUGAAAACCAUGAGUCCACUCCCAGCUACUCCCAACAAAAACAGCCUCUGUCAUACUGUGAUCCUCAGCAGCAGUACCCAUCACGUGCAUUUUCACAGUGUUCCUCCCCAAUUAAUCAACCCUCCUAUCAGCUGCCCAAUCACCACCAACACCACAACAACUUCCAGCCUUCACCUUUCCACAGACCUGUCAACUCUAGACCCUCCAUCCCGAGCCCACUGCGUCAGAACAGCUAUCCUGUUCCUCAGAGCAAUUCUGAUGCCUUUAACAACAGCAGAGACUACAGCAGUUCCUACAUGCAACAGAAGAGCUAUAGUGGCAGCCAGAUCCUGAUGAGGUCUCAUCAAGAUAGGCUAGGGUAUAAACAGAUGGAGAGGGAGCAAGUAAGGUGCUUCCAUAAUGGUUUCUCCUCUUCUGAAAGCCUCCCUGGCCAAGCUGCUUUGUCUACACACAUCAGUAGAGACAGAGGCUUAUAUUCCCCUUCCUCUGACUGUGAUGCAGUGUACAACCACCUGGACUAUGACUGCAUUACACCCCCAUCAGAGUCUUCAGCUCCUCGAAACACUAAGCCACACUGCCAAAGUCAAACACAAUCAUACACCCCGACUCAUUCAUGGAAGCAAAAGGCUCCCCUUAUGGCUACAAGGCAGCAGUCACAGCCUGAGUCCAGAGAUUAUCUACACUCAGAUUUAGGCCCUUUAUCAUCUGGACCCCAGUCUGGUACCAUAGAAUCUACUGUCCCCAGCCCAUGUAAGUCCAAGUCCCUGGGAGACCUGACCUCUGAAGACAUAUUAUGCAACUUCCAGAGCAAAUACAACAUUAUUAGUCGCAGUUUCAUCACUCCCCAUAUGAGGAAGCAAAUGAGGAUUGGCACUAUGGGGGAAGUAACAUUCCAAUCACAGUCUUGUGAUCCACUCACAGAACAGCUACGUAAGCUUGUCAGUCUGGAGGGGGAUGACAGUGACAGAGAUAAACCCCAGCCUCCUCAGUUGCGUCAGGAAACAAAAUCCCCACUGUCACAGCCACAAGCAACAAGUGUAGCACCUCUUGGUCCCAGGGAUGUAGAUGAUUCCCCUCCACCUCUUACGCGGCGCCUAUCUUCUCGGAGCCAAAGCCGAGUGCGCCAUAUCAACAGCCGAGCCCGUGAAAGACAGCAAGAGGCUCUAAAGCCUCGGGCAGGUUUGAUGAUCAAUAGCGCCGCCGGCAUUGGUGGAGUGGUAUUGAGGAGUAAACCCGCCUCACAGAAUCCACCAGCUAACAGACACUCUACUGGUUCUUACAUAGCAGGCUACCUUGGUCAGCUGGAGGACAGGGGACUUCCUGAAGGAGCUUGUACAUCAUUACGCUAUGGAAAUGGGGAUCAAUAUGGAGAUCGGUACUACACAGAUGACUCUCUUCCACCUGCGGACUCCAACCACUCUGUGUCAGAGCCGGAGGUGUACUUUCUACUCAGACUGUAGCUCUAACCAUAACCUGAAAUGAGACAAUGACCAAGCAGUGAUUCUCGAUGACAUUCAGUUACACCAAAAGCCAGAAGAUCAAGGAAAGAAAUACUUGCCAUAGUUUGUUCCCAUGUCCCAGUUUCCCAUAUAACAGUUCAAUAAGUUUUAUUCUGGGCUUUCAGAGAAAGAUGUAGUCUGUAUAAUGUAAGUGAAACAUUAAAUGUAAUCCAUGGUUGGAACUGACAGCAUGAAUUUUCUGUAUGAAAUGUCCACUAUUCAAUAGUGAAUGGUCUUUCUAGUCUGGCAGUGUAUUGUCUAUAUUCUGCUUAAUGUGUAAAUGUACUUGGGAACAUUGAUUCCCUCCAAAUGGCUUCCUAGACUGAUUGUACAGAUACUUAUUAUCUUUGUCCCUGUGAUUUACUGUCCAAACUACGUACAUUGACUAUGAAGCAAAAAAAAGGCUUAUAAGCAGAGAGGGAAUGUCUUUCUUUGUAUCAUUUGAAUGUGUAGUAUGAUCAGACUGCUACAUUUAAUAGAUGGAUUCAUCUUCUCAAAGACCAUAUUUAAGUCUUCCUUCUCUUUUUGGUGGUAUUUCUUUAUUUGUCUUGUGUGUAAAUAUUCCUGUCAUUGUUUUUAAACUGGUUUUAGUUGAGAACCAAUUCUAACUGUACAUUUAUGUUUGUGCAUGUUACCUGUGAACAUGUCAAGCAUGACUAUGCACCAAUUUUACAAUAGAUGUUGCAUCGCCCAACAACAUUUGCACAGAACAAAUAGUUGCAUUGGAUACAACAGAGGACAUAGGCUUGUUUGUAUUAGGUGCAAUAGAGUACAUAGACUUCCGUGCUUGGACUUGUUGCUCUCUAUGAUUUGUAGACUCUGAAAACAUACUCGGAAAUUUGAAGGAUUUGGAGUUUAAAGGUUUUUAUUUUUAUAAUUGCUUUGAUACAGACUGCAAAAAUAAUCUCUUGUUGGUUAUGGUUGUUUUAUUUUGUAUAACUUAAUUGAAUGAAUAAUCAAAGUCACAACUACACAGGGCCAGGCCAGGCUGAGGUUUUUUGUAUUGUUUCAGUGUUACGCCAUCCUUUUUUCUUUGUAAUGUUGCUCAUCUGACGACUGUGAGCAUUUUCCUACCAAUGCAAUAAAAUAUUUAAAUAUUUGAUUUCAACAAA